Messenger RNA from Schistocerca piceifrons (Central American locust), 823 nucleotides. RefSeq lists its product as uncharacterized. The transcript is spliced from 6 exons. NCBI's taxonomy places the organism in Eukaryota, Metazoa, Arthropoda, Insecta, Orthoptera, Acrididae. The record is from RefSeq and is a predicted model, not a curated record. The coding region runs from base 1 to 708 and encodes 235 amino acids.
AUGGACGGCGCCCGCUGUGUGUCUGCCGUCUCCCUGCUGCUGCUGCUGGUGGUUGUCGUCACUGCCACUGCCGGUGAGUACUGUGUCAUGUUUGACGAGAUUGUUGUAUACCAAGACAAAAAUAGUCAGGGAGAAGCUGCUUUCAGAUGCCCCCUUACUGACUGUGUGGUAUACGCCGUUCCUCGAGAUCAAGAGGAUAUCUGUUACGUCACAGACGCUCUGGAUGCGUGUUGCCCCACUGGAGUGCGCUGUGUAAACGAUGUCGAGAAUCCCCGGGAUUUGGCCGAGUGUCCAUAUAAAGAGAAGACAUACCGCGAAGACCAACGUAUAGAUGGAACUUAUUUUGAGUGCAAGAAAUGCGUCUGCAAAGAAGGAUUUGACGGAACCUUGGAUGGACCAUGGUGCAAGAGACAGACGUGUGAGUACUCCCUGGCUCACACAGCUUCUGAACUAAGGGGAUGUGCGCCGGUAUUCCGUGAGGGCGAUAACUGUUGUGCUUUCAGAUUUCACUGUCCUUCAGCCGAUGACAGCGUGGUGAGACAUUCGGAGACUACAACAGAGGAUGAAGGUGGCCAGUGCUCUUUCGGAGACCACAGACUGAACACUUGCGAUGAGCUUCUGGUCGGCACCAACGGCUGCGUCAAAUGCAGAUGCGACGUUCCUCCAUUCAUAACUUGCACCCACAGAGCAGAUCCCGCAUGCGAGUGAUGUAAAUGAGAUCAUGCAUUACAAACACAUUUCAGAGGGAAAAACGAUAGAAAGACAUGUAAUUAUCUAUGUCAAGAAAACUAAGCAUCUAAUAAAUAACAAACAAACAACUGCA